This is a messenger RNA of Eutrema salsugineum, 390 nucleotides long. RefSeq lists its product as uncharacterized. The coding region runs from base 1 to 390 and encodes 129 amino acids. The transcript has a single exon. Gene Ontology annotation, molecular function: nucleic acid binding; RNA-DNA hybrid ribonuclease activity. NCBI's taxonomy places the organism in Eukaryota, Viridiplantae, Streptophyta, Magnoliopsida, Brassicales, Brassicaceae. The record is from RefSeq and is a predicted model, not a curated record.
AUGGCGAACCAACCAGAGGAAGCAAAGGAAGCAGAGGUCUCCUCUCGUCCCCAAAUACCUUCCCCCGCGAACCAACGGGUCCCAACAUGUUGGAUCGAUGCCUCGUGGAUUGAUCACGGACCUGUCAGUGGACUCGGGUGGAGCCUGGUGAACGCUGGGGAAGAGGAGCUGUUUGGUCAACAAGGAUGCCGCAGAAGCCUUUCCGUCCUUCAUGCGGAGAUGGAUUGUCUUUUGUGGGCUAUGGCAGCCCUGAGUCAACGACACAUAAGAGCGGUGCUUUUUCUGACCGACUGUUCUGAUCUAGUGAGUAUGACGGAUUCCCCAGCUGAUUGGCCGUCUUUUACGUCCGAGCUAGAAAAUCUACGUAUCCUUCGUGAGAACUUCUCAUAG